Acanthaster planci (crown-of-thorns starfish) is the source of this 849-nucleotide messenger RNA. RefSeq lists its product as uncharacterized. Lineage: Eukaryota; Metazoa; Echinodermata; Asteroidea; Valvatida; Acanthasteridae. The record is from RefSeq and is a predicted model, not a curated record.
AUGAUGCUGGAGAUGAAGUUGGAACUUCAAAAUGUGGAGGAUGAAGAGGAGCAAGCACAGUUAGAGGCACAACUUUGGGAGGAGGAAAUGGAAGCAGAAGAUGAAGCCACAGGAGACAGACCAGAUGUCACACAAGCAAUUGACGUAAGUGAAGAAGUCACAAGCAGUGCUCCGGCUGUCAAUCAUGACCCAGCGCAGGCUGACAUGAAAGAUGUAAGUGGCAUUGUAACAUUUCCUUCAAAUAGUAAUGAUCAAGAGAUAGCCCUAACAUUUGCAGCGCCCUCACAGUCCACUCCAGCACAAAAUAAGAAUGCCACAACACACGUAGCUGGCUUUCACCCUGUUCCAGCACGUGAGCAAACAAGCAUUGAACAGUUGUGUCAGGCCUUGAUGCUUACCAUGAAUAUACCGAAGCCUGACAUCAAGUCCUUCAGUGGAGAUCCAGCCGAAUAUUGGGCAUUUGUGACGGGAUUUGAGACAAACAUUGGCUCAAAGGUGACUGAUGCUCGAACAAGAUUGACGUAUCUGGUGCAGUACUGCCGUGGUAAAGCAAAGGAGAGCAUCGAAAACUGCAUAUUGAUGGAACCAGCGGCGGGUUACAAGAAGGCACUUGAAAUUUUGCGAGAGCAGUUUGGUCAACCACACCUGAUAAUGCAUGCUCUGCUACACAAGGUCACCAGCAGAGGGCAGAUACGACCAAACGAUGGCAAUGCCCUUUGGGAUCUAGCAAGAGACAUGAGAAAGUGCCAAAUAACGUUGUCCCAACUGGGAUACAAUGCAGACAUGAACAGCUCGGGGAACUUACUUAAAGUUCAGCGUCUCUUGCCAUUGCACCUUCAAGCAGACUGG